AUGGCCGCUCCUCAAGUCGCUCGACUGAUUAGUCGCAGGACCCAUGCCCUGCCUGGCCAGUUGCAUGUCACGGAGUUGUUCUUCGAGGUGCCCGAGAACUACGCCCGCCCUGAAGCUGGCACUCUGAGGCUCUUCGGCCGCAAGGUCACGAAGCAUGACCGGCCCAUCGUUCCCCUCUCCGACUCGAAUGCCGCCGAGAAAGAGAAGCUGCCCUAUCUCGUCUACCUCGAAGGCGGGCCAGGCUUUGGAAACCGCGCGCCACAAAACCAUGCUUUGACACAGGUGGCCCUCAACCGCGGCUAUCAAAUGCUGUUCCUUGACUACCGCGGCACCGGCCUCAGCACGCCCAUCCACGCCGACUCUGUACUAGCACGGGGUGGUCCUCAGCAGCAAGCUGAAUAUCUCAGACUCUUCCGCGCAAACAACAUCGUGCGCGACCUUGAGGCCGUGAGACUGUGCUUGACAGAGGGAUUAGAUGCGGAUAAGCAAGCCUGGUCCAUCUUCGGCCAGUCCUUUGGCGGGUUCGUCAGCCUGACCUACCUGUCCAAGUGCCCUCGUAGUCUCCGGGAAGUCUACCUGACAGGAGGUCUCGCCCCCAUCAAGCGCACGGCCGAGGAGGUGUAUGCCGCAACCUACAAGAAAGUCAUCGAACGCAACGCAGCCUACUACCAGAAAUACCCCGAGGACAUUCCCACCGUGCGCCGACUGGCCGAGUACAUCCAAGCCUCCAAAGACGGCGCGAUUUCCCUCCCCUCAGGCGGCAAACUGACCGUCCAACUCUUCCUCACCCUCGGAAUAGCCUUUGGCGUGCAUGGCGGCCUCGACGUAGUCCACUCGCUCGUUCUCCAACUCGCCACCGACCUCGACCACUUCAACCAUUUCACGCCCGCUUCGCUCGCCGCAAUCGAGUCCCAGAUUCCCUUCAACACCCACCCCAUCUACGGCAUCCUCCAUGAGGCAAUCUACAGCACCAAACAAAUGGGCGCGCCCGCCCCCAACUGGGCUGCCCACCGCGUCGGCAAGACGCUCCAGCCUUUCUCCUGGCUCGCCAACCCCGCCACCUUACUCGAGUCCAACGCUGCCUCGGAACCGCUCUACUUCUCGGGCGAAAUGAUCUACCCCUUUCACUUCGACGGGACGGCCGGCCCGGAGCUGGCGCGGAUGAGGGAGGCGGCCGAGCUGUUGGCGGCCAACGAGGUGUGGGACGAUGAUCUGUACGACGAGGAGCAGCUGCGCCGGAACGAGGUGCCUGUGUAUGCGGUCAGCUAUGUCGACGACAUGUUUGUCGACUUUGAGAUGGCGCGGGAGACGGCGCGGCUGGUGAAGGGGAUCAAGGUGCACGAGACGAACGGGUGGUAUCAUGACGCGGUGCGGUCGAAGAGCGACGAGGUGUUUUCGACGUUGUUUAAGUUGAGGGAUGACUGUAUUGAUUGAGGAGGGGUUGUUUGAUGGUGUAGGGUGCAGCUGGCUUGUGCUAGGGUUGGCCGAGGGUAGAUUGAUUGUUAGAUUUGUUGUUUUUCAGCGCGUUUCAUGUAUAUUUUCUGCGCUAUGCUGCGAUCGCCUGUCCGUUGUGGGUUUACACUCGCUGCCCAAGUAACGUCAGGCCAGCGCCGCUUGUACAGAGACUUAGGUGAGAAUUACUAGACGGUCGGUGUUACGGCGCCCCUGCUAACGGUGUAGAACAGGCAGUCAUUUCCCUUUUCCACGACAGAGAUCCUCCCUUGAGUCAGGGGCGUCGCCACGCCGCGGGUUUGCCAGCAGUGAAUUCUAG
Parathielavia appendiculata is the source of this 1771-nucleotide messenger RNA. Its product is annotated as alpha/beta-hydrolase. The transcript is spliced from 2 exons. Gene Ontology annotation, molecular function: peptidase activity. Lineage: Eukaryota; Fungi; Ascomycota; Sordariomycetes; Sordariales; Chaetomiaceae. Gene Ontology annotation, biological process: proteolysis. Bases 1 to 1434 code for a protein of 477 amino acids. The record is from RefSeq and is a predicted model, not a curated record.